UUUGGAAACACCCAUGUCAACAUCACCGAGAUUGACGAGAACAUGCCGUGGUUCGAAAACAUGGAGCAGUACGUGAACGUCAAAUCCGGGUGUCUCAUCGACUACCACGAGUCGGGCGAGCAGUACGUCAAACGGUCGCUGGAGGAAGCUUCAGCAGAUUUCACGAAUGGCAACCUAUCGGAGCGCGUUUUCGCACGCGCGACCACGGGAGACCCAGACGCUAUAUUGGACCUCGCGCUCAGAUACUUAAGUGGAUGCGGGAUGCGCAAGAAGAGCUUUGAAGGCGCGCUUCUCUUGCUCGACUCGUUCUUCGAUCCCGAGUGCACGGAGAUGCCCUACGUGGGUGACGCUAUCCCGCGCAGCCUCAAGGCGCAGGCGCACUGCUGCGCCGCGCUCGCGUAUUUCGAGAAGGUGCUCGCAAGCCCCGAAGAGCGCGUCGCGAUUCAAGCGGAUGAGCGACGCUUCCACCGGAAAGAGACAAUGGCGCUUGGCGUCAGCGCGCCGCCAUUUGCGAAUUUCGCCCUCGCGCUCCACCACGCCAACGAGAGCGUCAAGCUCGGCCUCGUCUCGCCCGUCGUGCUCAGAGCUGGGUUCAUGAUGCGCGACAUCGGAGCGUCGCUCGGGGUCGACCUCUCGCGGAUGGACGGCAGCAGGCGUUUCCGCCCACUAUGGCGCGCGCUCGACCGGAGAUCAGAGGAGAUUUACGUGGAAGAAAGGCUGAGGCGGAGGAAGGCCGCGGCGGACCCGGCUGCGUAUGUGUGUGCGGCGGAGGGUUGUGGCAUACGCGGGGAGGAGCGACGGGCGCUGCGGUCAUGCGCCGGAAGGUGCCCUCCUGACUUGAAGCCGCACUAUUGUAGCAAAGAGUGCCAGACGAAGGACUGGAAGCAGAGACACAAAACUAUCUGCAAACCGGGCUCGACCGGGAAGCCGCCCUCCAUCACAGAGGCAGAGAAAUCCCUAGCUCUCACCAUAUAUGAGCUUGGGGACUCUGUGGACAGCGAUGAUACAGAAGACGCGCCGCCCCCCACUGCGGGGCCCUCGGGAACCACUGCAGAUGAACUACCGUUCAGAUUGCGCCCUCCGGGUCCGGGACAGUUUGUCGACAUUCCGACGCCAGGUGCCCCUGGGGGCUCGAUCCGUAUCACCACGAACACGCUCGAUGCGGAAACAUUACGGGAAUUCCGCGAACAUGUUUUGCAGCGUGCUUGAGAGCUGGAUACUAGCUGUCUCGACGCCGUGUUUCGCUGCGAAUCAAGAGAAACCGGGAGACAAACCGCCUACGACGCGAAGGCAGGCGACUGUGUCUCCGUAGCUUGCACUGCUGAUAUCGCAUUCUUGUCGAGCUAUCCUCGUUCCUGUCCCGCGAUCAUGCUACUUCGAAGAUGUCAGCCCUAGAAACACUCGCUUGGGCCGCAACCAGACUUAUCGUUAACUAGACGCUACAAGGACAUAAUAUUCGAGUUGGUAACUAGCAGGAGAGACAACUGGGUUGACGACAAUCACCCCAGGCUUAGACAUUCC
Molecule: messenger RNA, 1521 nt
Organism: Trametes versicolor FP-101664 SS1
Lineage: Eukaryota; Fungi; Basidiomycota; Agaricomycetes; Polyporales; Polyporaceae
Exons: 4
Coding region: 43-1209 (388 amino acids)
Source: RefSeq, a predicted model, not a curated record